UGCUGCUGCUGCUGCUGCUGCUGCUGCUGCUGCUGCUGCUGCUGCUGCUGCUGCUGCUGGAAGUUUUAUGGGAAUCAUGACAAGCGGGGCAGAGACUAGAGACCAUCAUGAAGAGUAAUAUACAGAUCAGCUCUCAAAAUGUCUUCUGUGUCUUCCGUGCAUCUUCUAAGACAAUUGCAUUAGCCUCCUGCUAGUUGACUAAUAGAAUUAAUAAUUGUAAAAAGCACUCUAAAGCCACAUGCCUUAUGAAGUCAAUGCUGGGUAUGAUUUUACAAAUAUGGUCCGGAAAAAGAACCCCCCUCUGAGAAACGUUGCUAGUGAAGGCGAGGCACAGACCCUCGAAUCUAUAGGUACGGAGAGCAAGGUAUCUGGAAGGAAUAAAGACUUUUCUGCAGAUCAGAUGCCAGAAAACACUGACCAGAGUGACAGUGCAGAAGUGAACAACAAGGAGGGUCAUUGCCUGCAUGUCCAAGAUUCAUCUUCCAGCAUUAAGAAAGACUUAAAAAGCUCAGUCCUGAAUGAGAAGGCUGGCUUCAAUUAUGAAAGCCACAGUAAGGGAGGAAACAUUUCAUCCUUCUCUCAUGAUGAGGUGACAGACAGAAAUAUGUUGGCUUUCUCAUCUCCAGCUGCUGGGGGAAUCUGUGAGCCCUUCAAGUCUCCUCUAAGAUCAGAUACAGAUGACACCCAAGAUAUAGCCUGCACCCCAUCAGGGGACCCCCUGGAGACAAAUGAAGAACAAAAGAUGUCACCCAAGGCUCCAGAGGAGACAGGGCAAGCUCAGAGUGGUCAAACUGAUUGUCCAGGCUCCAGCCCAAUUUCAGCGGCCUCAAAAAACCCACAAGUGCCUUCAGAUGGGGGUGUGAGACUGAACAAAUCCAAAACUGACUCACUGGUCAAUGACAAUUCAGACGCGGCACCUCUGUCUCCAGAGCUUCAGGACUUCAAAUGCAACAUCUGUGGAUAUGGCUAUUAUGGCAAUGACCCCACAGAUCUCAUUAAGCACUUCCGCAAGUAUCACCUAGGAUUGCACAACCGCACCAGGCAGGAUGCUGAGCUUGACACCAAAAUCUUGGCCCUCCACAACAUGGUGCAGUUCAGCCACUCCAAAGACUUCCAGAAAGUCAACCGCACUGUGCUUUCCGGUGUGCUCCAGGACAUCAAUUCCUCCAGGCCUCUUUUACUUAAUGGGACCUACGAUGUGCAGGUCACUUCAGGUGGAACUUUCAUUGGCAUCGGACGCAAAACUCCUGAUUGCCAAGGAAACACGAAGUACUUCCGCUGUAAAUUCUGCAACUUCACAUACAUGGGCAACUCAUCAACGGAACUAGAACAACACUUUCUACAGACUCACCCAAAUAAAAUAAAAGCUUCCGAGUCUGGGAAAUCUUCGGAGAAAAACUCUAAGUCCAGCCCCACUCUUCGAUCUUGUGAUUCUGGAGACUUGGGAAAGUGGCAAGACAAAAUUACCGUGAAAGCAGGAGAUGACACUCCUGUGGGUUACUCAGUGCCCAUCAAACCCAUUGAUUCCUCUAGACAAAAUGGUACAGAUGCCACCAGCUACUACUGGUGUAAAUUUUGUAGUUUCAGCUGCGAAUCAUCCAGCUCCCUCAAACUGUUGGAACAUUAUAGUAAACAGCAUGGGGGAGGGCAGUCAGGAGGCCUUAAUCCAGACUUGAAUGAUAAGCUUUCAAGAGGCACUGUCAUUAACCAGAAUGAUCUAGCCAAAAAUACAGAGGGUGAGCCAGUAGCUAAGGCAGAAAAGGGCUCCAGUGCAGCUAAAAAGAAAGACUUCUCUAGCAAAGGAGCCGAGGAUAAUGUAGUGACAAGCUACAAUUGUCAGUUUUGUGACUUCAGGUACUCCAAGAGCCAUGGCCCUGAUGUAAUUGUGGUGGGGCCACUCCUUCGUCAUUAUCAACAACUACACAAUAUUCACAAAUGUACCAUUAAGCACUGUCCAUUCUGUCCCAGAGGCCUUUGCAGCCCUGAAAAGCACCUUGGAGAAAUUACUUAUCCGUUUGCUUGUAGAAAGAGUAAUUGUUCCCACUGUGCGCUCUUACUCUUGCACCUGUCUCCUGGGGCUACAGGAAGCUCCAGAGUUAAACAUCAGUGCCAUCAAUGCUCAUUCUCCACGCCCGAUGUUGAUGUUCUCCUGUUUCAUUAUGAGAAUGUGCACGAAUCCCAGGCGUCUGAUGUCAAACAAGAAGCAAAUCACCUGCAAGGGACAGAUGGGCAUCUGACUGUCAAAGAAAACAAAGAACACUCAUGUACCAAAUGUGACUUUAUUACCCAGGUGGAAGAAGAGAUUUUCCGACACUACAGGAGAGCACAUAACUGCUAUAAAUGCCGUCAGUGCCGCUUCACAGCUGCUGAUACCCAGUCACUACUCGAGCACUUCAACACUGUGCAUUGCCAGGAAUUGGAUAUCACUACGGCCAAUGGAGAAGAUGAUAGCCAUGGUGUGUCUGCUAUCAAGGAGGAACCCAAAAUUGACCUCAAGGUCUAUAGUCUAAUCAAUCCAGAUUCAAAAAUGGGAGAGCCAGUCUCUGAUGCCAUAGUGAAGAGGGAGAAACUGGAAGACAAGGAAGGGCUUAAGGAGAAAGGUUGGACCGAUGGUUCCAGUGAUGAUCUUAGAAAUGUGACCUGGAGAGGAGCAGAAAUUUUAAGGGGCAGCCCAUCUUAUACUCAAGCAAGCUUAGGUCUUUUGACCCCUGUGUCUGGUACUCAAGAGCAGCCGAAGACUUUAAGGGAUAGCCCUAAUGUAGAAGCUGCCCAUCUGGCACGACCUAUUUAUAGCUUGUCGGUUGAGAACAAGGGAUUCCUGCAAGGAGUGCCCACUGGAGGAGAGAAGUCUGGAUCCCUUACACAGCAGUAUCCUGCAUCAGGCGAAAACAAGUCUAAGGAUGAGUCGCAGUCCCUGUUACGGAGACGUAGAGGCUCGGGUGUUUUCUGUGCCAAUUGCUUGACCACAAAGACCUCUCUCUGGCGAAAGAAUGCCAAUGGCGGCUACGUUUGCAAUGCGUGUGGCCUCUACCAGAAACUCCACUCGACUCCCAGGCCUUUAAACAUCAUCAAACAGAACAACGGUGAACAGAUCAUUAGGAGACGGACGAGAAAGCGCCUUAACCCAGAGGCACUUCAGGCUGAGCAGCUAAACAAACAGCAGAGGGGUAGCGGUGAGGAGCAAGUCAAUGGAAGCCCGUUAGAAAGGAGGUCAGAGGAUCAUUUAACUGAAGGUCACCAGAGAGAAAUUCAGCUCCCCAGCCUGAGUAAAUAUGAGGCCCAGGGUUCAUUGACUAAAAGCCAUUCUGCUCAGCAGCCAAUAUUGGUCAGCCAAACUCUGGAUAUUCACAAAAGGAUGCAACCUUUGCACAUUCAGAUAAAAAGUCCUCAGGAAAGUACUGGAGACCCAGGAAACAGUUCAUCAGUAUCAGAAGGGAAAGGAAGUUCUGAGAGAGGCAGUCCAAUAGAAAAAUACAUGAGACCUGCGAAACACCCAAAUUAUUCACCACCAGGAAGCCCCAUUGAAAAGUACCAGUACCCACUUUUUGGACUUCCAUUUGUACACAAUGACUUCCAGAGUGAAGCAGAUUGGCUGCGAUUCUGGAGUAAAUAUAAGCUGUCAGUUCCUGGGAAUCCGCACUACUUGAGUCAUGUGCCUGGCCUACCAAACCCUUGCCAAAACUAUGUGCCUUAUCCCACCUUUAAUCUGCCUCCUCAUUUUUCAGCUGUUGGAUCAGACAAUGACAUUCCUCUAGAUUUGGCGAUCAAGCAUUCCAGACCUGGGCCAACUACAAAUGGUGCCUCCAAGGAAAAAACUAAGGCUCCAUCAAAUGUAAAAAAUGAAGGUCCCUUGAAUGUAGUAAAAACAGAGAAAGUUGAUAGAAGUACUCAAGAUGAACUUUCAACUAAAUGUGUGCACUGUGGCAUUGUCUUUCUGGAUGAAGUGAUGUAUGCUUUGCAUAUGAGUUGCCAUGGUGACAGUGGACCUUUCCAGUGCAGCAUAUGCCAGCAUCUUUGCACGGACAAGUAUGACUUCACCACUCACAUCCAGAGGGGCCUACAUAGGAACAAUGCACAAGCCGAAAAAAAUGGAAAACCUAAAGAGUAAAACCUUAGCACUUAGCACAAUUAAAUAGAAAUAGGUUUUCUUGAUGGGAAUUCAAUAGCUUGUAAUGUCUUAUGAAGACCUAUAAAAACACUUCAUAGAGCCUACCUUAUCCAGUAUAAAAUCCUUCAUUAUUUACCUUUUUUUCCCCCUUCUUUUCUUUUGAUGUGUGGGUUACCAAGAUUCAAAAGUGAAAUGAAUAGUGGUCAGUGGGAAAGGAAGAUGGUAGCAAUUAACAUUUGGAACCUAAUAAAUCAAAACUAUCUUGGGUAAAGAGUACCAUGACAUAUAUCCCUGAGAAAUACCUCUAGACCUCAGUUAUUCUGGAUGCUCAGAAUGAACAAGAUAUAUCUAUAUACAUGUAUGUAAUGUAUGUGAAUACAUACAUACAUAUAUAUGUGUAUAUAUAUAAUGGUGAUAUAAUAAGGGACCGACCUAAUUACUUUUUGAGAAACUCAGAAAUAGUGGCCUAAUUUUGUGUGUGUGAUAACAUGGGAUCCUGCGCAUAAAAGAGGGAUGAAAGAGAUACUGAGAGCUCUUCUUUUCCUCAGGGCAGCUAAAAGAAUGGCAAAAGUUGAAUAGUGGACAAGACCCCUAACCACCCUUGUUGAUAGAAUUACUUAUUUGAAAAUAGAAGUGCAAGUUGGGGUUAGGAUUGUGUGAGGAGAAACAGCAAGGAAAAAUAGAGAUGGUAGCAAAACGUCUUCAGGUAGUCCUACCUAUAAUAUUUAUGUCCAUUAGCUGUGUCCACAUGCUCAACUGUCAUUUAAUUUGCAAUUUGGGCUAAGUUGGGCUCAGGUGUAUGCAUUGUUAUAAACACUGUCCUUACAGCUUAUGUAGUGAUGUCACCUUGGCCUUUCUUUUCUCUGGCAAAGAACCAGUUCUUUCUUCAGACACUACUUGGUCACUAACCUCACCUGGCACAAUAUAAUGAAAGGAAUCCCUUCAGUUCAAACAGCUAGAUGAAUAAUAAGAUCAGAUCAUGGGCCUGAUUUAUAGAGAAUAUUAUCUCCACAGGGUAACCUGCUGUAUUUAUUUAUUUUUUCUGGUUAAAUAUACUUUCAAAACUUUGUGGUCAGGCAGAGUCUAAGGUUACUUUUACCACAGACUGACAGUUGGUAUAUGUACUGGUCAAUCCCUUCAGUAGACUUCUUCCAGGUUUAGCUAAAUAGCAUUAAAUAGAAUUCUUAGAAAUAUGUCCUCAUAGUACUUUUAAUACUUAAGGCUUUGUAAAACUAUCCAUGAAGGGAAAGCUCCUCAGCAUAACUGCUCAGGGAAAUAGGGCUCAAUAACUGAACAUUAAAUAAUUGGUUAAAGGUGCUGUUAGACGAUCCUCAAUGCUUGCUACAAGGAUGUACAAGGACUGACUUUAAUAAUUUGCAUUAUAUUGUCCCAACCAGUAGUUUAUUAUUAUUGUUAUUAUUAUUAUUUUGCCACGGAGAUGUAGAAGAUAUUACAAGCUACUGGAUGCACUGUCAGAUUAACUUAUUUCAUUAAAGAAGUUGGGAGAACAAAUAGAAAAAAAACUUAUUUUUCUAGUAAAUAUUAAUGUAUUACAUUUCAAAUAAUGGUGCCUGACAUAUUGAAUAAUUAUUUUCUACAGUGUACGUAUGCAACAAAGAUAUUCCAUCAUGCAUUAGAGUCAGUUCUGGCUCUGCCUCGCUGUUUACAUUUGCAAAUGUAGCAAACAAGGUAAUGAAGCAACUCUUUCUAUUGCAGUAGAUAUCUUCUUUUUGUGUGUGUGUGUGCAUUAAAGUUGUAAACGGUAACAUGAAAUGAAUGAAAUUUCUUGAUAUAAUGGUAUGGAAAAUAAGAAGGAAAUGAAAAUAUUUUUAUGCCUACUUAGGAAAAAAAGGGUAGCACUAUUCAUUCCAAGUACAUUUUUUAAAAAUUCUUAAGCUCUUAACUCACAUUGUUAUGCUUAAAAUGAUAAACAUAUAUUCUCUUUUUAUUGCUUUGUUUCAAACGAAACAUUUCAGAAAUUAUUUUAAUAAGUGCCAUUGGACUACUUGGCACCCAUGUUUUUAUUGCAUUCUGUAGUAGCAUCGCGUUCCAUUUUUACAAUAUUAUGCAGUUGCUUUUUUCAUUUCCUUUGGGUUCCUUUCUUUUUCCACAGUGCAGGGUCUUAAUCUCUUCAAGUUGGAUGGCCAAGAUUGCUCAACUGGUUCAUGAAUGUUGUAGUGAAUGGAUUUAAAAUGUCUUUCCAAUAUUAUGUUGUCAUUUCCAUCUUUGCAUUUUUUUAAAUGUUCAAAAAAAAAAAAUCAGGACAAAGUCCUCUGCUUGAGUUUCAUUGUGAAGGGUCCUAUUCUGAUCUCACUUACAUCUCGCGUAGCUCUAAUAUUCUCAUAACAGAAAGGAAGAAGUGGCAUAAUUAGCACUUGCAUUCAAAUGAUAGUAUAUAACUUUCUUUCUGAUAGAAUGUUGAUACCCAUAUCUCAAAACUAGACUGACAAAAAUUUGUUCAAAGUUUUCUAAGGAAAAAAAAUAUAUUUUUUAAAAGCUGUGCAUAAUUUUAAGCAGCCUACAAGCAACAGUGUGUGUGAGCAGCUCUCACCCAGUUCAAUGCCAGAGGUUUUCACUCACUGGGGCAGUAUUAUAAUAUUUUCACUUGGAUGAAACUGUUCCUGAAAUAAUUUCUUUGCCUUGUUAGACACAAAGUAGGCUGCUCAAUAAAAGUAUGCAUGCCUUCCUUGCCAUCCCUUUUCCCUCCCUCACAACAGAAAUAGUAGCUAUGAUCAGCACAUGGAAUAUCUUCUUUAAAAAAAAAAAACACGCAAAAAAAAAAAAACCACAAAAAAAAAAACCCAACCCUAUUCUUGGGCAUAUUUAUCUUCAGUCUGCUUUCUGUAUAUUUCUUAGUUAGCAUUGCUUUGAUGAAUCUUGUUCCACACACCUCAUUCAUUCUUAUUUUUGUUGUUGUUGCUUUUAGGGGAUGAGUGGGAUAUUGAAAAGAAUUUUUUUUUUCAUUUUUAAAAAAAAUUCUGCAUAUAAGGUGACACUAAAAGUGACCCCCUCUCUUUUUCCUUUCACUUGUCAAAAUUUAGACUGCCUCUUUGUCCCAUCUUUUAAGAAACAAUAAGAUAAACAGUGGUGGGGUUUUUGUUUCUUUGUUUGUUUUUAGCUUUCAGAAUAAACUCACCCUUAGUACUAUCCUAAAUGGUAUGUUUUGAAACAGGACUUUCUUCUCAGUAUCCCAAGGUGCUCUUUGAGAGAUUUUGCCCCCAUUGGCAAAGGACAUUCCUAUGCAGAGUACCUUUUGUUAUUGUGUCCUGAACAUUCAAUAACUGUGCAUAUCCUGAAUGAUGAUUCUUGUCAAACCUGAUAUGGACCAGUUCUGUCCCUCCCUCUCCCUUUGUCCUUUUUAUCUUCCUUUCUCAUACAUAAACCCACACUUUGACUGUUGCUUGGGAUGGAAAAAUAGUUUACAGCCAGCACACCUCUGAAGAUUGAGUUUUGAGAGAUACGCGCCUGUAAGUGUCCAAGAAAAGGAUAGCACUCUACAUGUUAACAUGAUCACUAUGUAAUAAAAUGAGGGAAAUAUAGUGUGCCCAGUCUUCUCUACAUGACAUAUUGAGAUGUUCUAAAAAUUCUACUCUUAAGAUAGUGAUGUUUUGUUCUCAACUGUUCUCUUUUAGUGAAGAUAGAUUUUAGAAAACAAGCAUGGGGAUUCUUUUCUAAGGUAAUAUUAAUGAAAAGGAAAAAAAAAUAUUACUCUUAACAGCUCUUUGUUGAAGCCUGUGGUAGCACAUUAUGUUAAUGAUUGCACAUCUGCACAUAAUCUAUUAUGAUCCAAUGCAAUUACAGCUCCAAAAAUAUUAAGUAUGUAUAUAUUUUAAAUGCCUGAGGAAAAUACAUUUUUCUUAGUUAAUUGAAGAUUAUCAAUACUGCUAUAAAAUAAAGGAAUUAUUAGCCUCUUGCUGUGUGGCUGCAAAGUAUCACAAGGUAACCUGUCUUGAGACCUCUGACCUGCUUGCCUGCUAAGUCAGUGAACAUUAAAUUAUUUCUGGGAGGUGAGAUGUUUGCCACCUUUGGGGACCAUGAAAGUUGGAAUACCAAAGCAGGGCUGCUGGUCAUUUGUAUCUUAUAACCCAGCCUUUGGCCUAAAGAUUUAAUAUAGUGAUUUCUACUCAUCAUUGAGGCGAAGUCCCCAUUGAAAACUAAAGAUGUCUUUGGUCAGCAAGGUGGGCAAAAUCUUGCUGACUGCCAUGGAUCAGAUGAGAACACUAACUAAAAUUCAACCUGAACAUUGUCCUAAUAUGUUAAUAAAAGGUAGGUACAAUUAUGCAACUGUACAUGAGGAAAGGUUGAGAAAACACAGUAUGAGUCCUUUGGAAGUCCAGUGUUAUUUUUUCCCAAUGAACACUUUUACCAGAGUAGAAGAUAUGAUUGCUUCUUCCAAAAGGAACUUACUUUUGGUUUUCCAUUGCUAAGUCAUGGAUGCUUGAUACAUGUGAUCCUGAUACCACAGUAUUAAGAAAACAUCCAGGAAAAGUUGCAUGCAUAUUCAUAGUAAUAAAGACUUCUGGCAACUGCUAGGCCAGAAUUCUGUCCAGUUGAUGAUAGAGGAAAUGGGAAAUUCAACACCAGCCCAUAUAUGAAGACUGGAUUAUAUAUACUCAUGGGUUGUACUCUUGAAAAGAAAGGUAGAAUUGCCUAUUCCAUGUUAUGUCCUACUCCCAGAGAAAAGAGAAAAUAAUUUUAUUAUGGAAUUUUUUUUAACAUUCUUUGGAAAAAAUGUUCUUCAAUCAUCCAAAACUCCAGAUCCUGACUUUACUUCUCCCCCAUCCCUGUCACUCCACCCUCAUCAUAUGACCUACAGCAAGUCACUUGCAACCUCUUUGUGCCUCAGGUUCCUCCACUGUACAAUGGUAAAAAUAAAUAAAUAAAAUACAUUAUUAAUAAUAGUAAUAAUGUAGUACUUAUUUGGAAAGCACUUUGAGGUCCUUGGCUGCAAGACACAGCACAAGUGCCAAGUAGUAUUAUGUAGCUAAGGAGCUUGUUUAAACCCUUAGCUCCCAAGGACCAGAAAAGGUUAGGAUUGUUGUUUUAUUUUUGUCUUUUUUUUGUUUGUUUUGUUUUUUGGGUUUUUUGUUUUGUUUUUGUUUUUUGUAGAUGAGCUGUAAAUAUUCUCACUAUACAGUCUAUAGUGAAGACUAUGAAAAGGCAAAACUAUUACAAGGCUGAUAAAAAUCAUAGUUUUAAUGGCUACCAACAAGGCAACUAACACUGAUAGUAAUACUAUGCCAAAUUGCUUAAAAUGGACUGUUUUGACAACAAUAGAUGAU
Molecule: messenger RNA, 9390 nt
Organism: Dromiciops gliroides (monito del monte)
Lineage: Eukaryota; Metazoa; Chordata; Mammalia; Microbiotheria; Microbiotheriidae
Gene: TRPS1
Product: transcriptional repressor GATA binding 1
Exons: 7
Coding region: 239-4108 (1289 amino acids)
Biological process (GO): regulation of transcription by RNA polymerase II
Cellular component (GO): nucleus
Molecular function (GO): zinc ion binding; RNA polymerase II transcription regulatory region sequence-specific DNA binding; DNA-binding transcription factor activity
Source: RefSeq, a predicted model, not a curated record